CAUACACUAAUUAACACCAUGGCUUCUACGAAUCAUUUCCAAUGCAUGUUCUUGGCCAUGCUCUUUGUCUUGGGAGUUUUUUCCUCUCAAGCUUCAUCUCGCCUUUUGAACGAGCAAACCAUGCUAGAAAGGCACGAGCAAUGGAUGGCACACCAUGGACGUGUUUACAAGGAUGUAAAAGAGAAGGAUAUAAGGUUUCAGAUAUUCAAGGAGAACGUGGAACGUAUAAACGCCUUUAAUGAAGGUGUAGAUCGAGGAUACAAGCUAAGUGUAAAUCAAUUUGCUGACCAAACCAACGAGGAGUUUUGUGCUUCUCGUAAUGGUUACAAGAGGCAAUCAAUCGAAGUGAUGUCUGUCUCAAAACCAACAUCUUUUAGGUAUGCAAAUGUAACUGUUGUUCCAUCUGUUAUGGACUGGCGAAAGAAAGGUGCAGUUACCCCUGUGAAGGACCAAGGCCAGUGUGGAUGUUGUUGGGCGUUUUCAGCAGUGGCAUCUAUGGAAGGUAUUAACCAACUCAAAACUGGUAAACUAGUAUCACUGUCUGAGCAAGAGAUCGUUGAUUGUGACGUUAAAGGUGUUGACCAAGGUUGUUACGGCGGUUUGAUGGAUAGCGCUUUCCAAUUCAUCAAACAAAAUAAAGGUCUCACAACAGAAGCUAAUUACCCUUACGUGGGACAAGAUGGCACUUGCAAUAGCAAGAAGGCAGCAACCCCCUCAGCCAAGAUAACUGGGUAUGAAGAUGUGCCAUCUAAUAACGAGAAGGCUCUUCUGCAAGCAGUGGCCAACCAUCCGGUUUCUGUUGCUAUUGAAGCCAGUGGAUACAACUUCCAGUUCUACUCAAGUGGCAUCUUCUCUGGAACAUGUGGCACAAACCUUGACCAUGGUGUCACUGCGGUUGGAUAUGGAGCUAUUGCUAAUGGGACUAAGUACUGGCUAAUUAAGAAUUCAUGGGGCUCUGGAUGGGGCGAGAAUGGAUACAUAAGGAUGAAAAAAGAUAUUGCUGCAAAGGAAGGCCUAUGUGGCAUUGCUAUGAAAGCUUCUUACCCAAUUGUGUGAAAGAAUAAAAGAUUACUUGUGUUAUAUAUAGCUUUUAUGUUGGUCUCUCACCAACUAGGAGGUUGGAGCUCAUUAUAGCUCCAAACUCCUCUUUAUUGAUGUUUUCUAUCAUAUGUUUUGUAUAUGUGGUUCAUCAAUAAAGUGUUCUUUUGCCGAUCAAAAAAAAAUAUAUAGCUUUUAUGUGUAAAGUUCAUGUACUUUGGAUAUAUGUACAUUCUAGUUUAUGUGUGUCUCAUUUGUCACAUCUAUAUCACAAUGUAUAAUUUCAGCAA
Molecule: messenger RNA, 1328 nt
Organism: Camellia sinensis
Lineage: Eukaryota; Viridiplantae; Streptophyta; Magnoliopsida; Ericales; Theaceae
Source: RefSeq, a predicted model, not a curated record